GUCAUUAUAUCAAAUUGUAAGGAAUACGAUACUUCUAAAAAUAUAAAUAAUCUAAGCUCAUUUUGAUCUACUCUAAAUAUUUUAUCCGCGACGUGUUUUAAGAACGCAUGACUUUAAGACGAAAAUGAGUUCUUUCUAAUAUGGAAUUAAGGGUUUCCUGAACUAUCAUUAAUUCACAUUCUCUAAAGUGUCGUGAAGAAAUAAGACGUUCCGAAAAUGGGUAGACCAGGAGAAAGGAGAGAUAUAGAUGAAUUGCGCUGGUAUGAGAUUUUGAUGUGUUGCUGUAAAUGCCGCGCUGAAUGCAAGGCAUGCGUGACCAUUCUGUGCCUGUAUUAUAUUCCAAUAAUACUUCUUAUUGCACUCACUGGAGCUUGUAUAACAAUAGGCGUUAUAUGGCGCACUGACUGCUCCUACCAGUCCAUUAUACCAUACUGGGUUAUCGUCAGCUCCGUGACUCCCUACCCACUCUUCGUUUGUAUAAAGGGUAUAAAAGAGAAAUAUUACGGUGUUACAUAUUGGAGGCUAACGUCUUUUAUGUACCAUAUCAUGUUUGCUGCCUGGCUUAUCCUUGGAAGUACAUGGAUAUUCGACAUGUGGAUGAAUGCAGACGACAGUAACUGCAACAAAGUUAUGAGAUAUUUCUCAUUUAUACUUCUGUUGGUGCACUGGUUUUUCUUCGUUCUCUCAACUAUAGCACAGAUAUACAUCAUGACCAAGGUAUGCUGUUGCUGCGCGGAAAACGCCAUCAAACCGCUCAAGGGAGAUGUAAAUCUGGAUGGUGAUGAUCUUAAAUGACGGAAGAGUCGCUACAUUCAUAAAUCCCAGACUUAACUCAUAACAUUAACUCACGAUAUCACAUUAACUCAUAACAUUUACUCACAAUAUAUCAUUUACUCAUUAUGGAGGACAUUUUGUUCCCCUUCAGGCCAACAUUAUUGUUUAUGUAAGUUCAAGGCAUAUGCUUAUAUGGACAUACGCGAUGUCAAGGACAUUCAUAAUUUUUAUUUGCGGGGUUAUUCGGUAUAUUGUCUUUUUUCCGUAAUUACAGCUGCAAUGUGAUAGGUCAUUGGUUCUACGUGCGUGUUUUUUUAUAAAAUGCAGCCACUGAUUCAAUUUAAUUAGCUUCAAUAUGUUGGUAUAUAUAUGCAUGCAGUCAACGGACCGGCAUUUGGAUAUAGGUCUUGUGAAAGCAUUGGCUAUGCGAAUCUAUUUGUAUAUUAUACUGACAACGUUAUGUAUGCAGUUUAUGUAAAUAUAUGCAAUGUUUAUGAAUAAUGUGUUGAUAUAUAUACUGUCAAAGAAAGGUAUAUGGUCAUGUAGAUAUAUACAAUGUUUAAGUAUGAAGUGCUGGUAUAUAUGCUGUAUGGUUCAUGUAGAUAUGAUAUAUACAAUGUUUAUGUAUACAUGUAUCAUGUUGUUACAUAUACAGCCAAAGUAAUAUGUGCAAUUAAUGUAGACAUACACAGUGUUUUAUAUUAUGUGUUGGUAUAUAUCCUCUAAAAGUAAUGUAUACCAUUUAUGUGGAUAUACACAAUGUUUUGGUAUACAUAUGCUGUCAAUGUAAUGCAUGUCAUUUAUGUAGAUAUAUACAAUGUUUACAUGUAUAAUCAAGCCUGUGAUUCUAUUAAAAAACGAGAAGUUCAAAAGCCUGAAAUGUCUUUUUCUAGCAGUGUCAUAUAAGGAAAUUCUGGCAACCAAAAGCCUGAAAUCAAGACCAGUGUUGAAAAAUUCCUGGCCUGAACUGUAUGUGGAUGUAGGUCAUGUGAAUUAGAUAAACACUGUGUAUGCUGCUUAUGUAAAUAUAUACAUGUAGUAUACAAUUCCAAGACAGAGGUUCAAAUUUUCUACUGUCUUUAUAGAAUUUGGCAAUAUUUUGUUGAUGACACACUUUUUGUGGAUAUUGAAAUUAAUACAUUUAUUUAGU
Molecule: messenger RNA, 1924 nt
Organism: Mercenaria mercenaria
Lineage: Eukaryota; Metazoa; Mollusca; Bivalvia; Venerida; Veneridae
Exons: 4
Coding region: 217-795 (192 amino acids)
Source: RefSeq, a predicted model, not a curated record